UCCUGGCGAGAUUCGGGGGUGGGAAUCAAUGAGGCAGGAAGGCGAAUCUCCAGCCCUUUUGAGAAGGCACCACCCAGCCCUCUUGCAGCCUCUCACAUCUGCAGCUGCAGCUUCUUUCCUCUCAGCAACAGGCUCGAAGCAACAUGUCCUUGGGCAGCCUCAUCUUUCUCAUGAGCCUGCUGAGGGCUUUUGGCCUGGGGGACCCUGGUCCUUUAGAAGACGUGGUGAUAGACAGAUAUUACAUCCCUAAAAUCUGCUUGCGAGAAGUCCAGAUGGGGGAUUUCAUUCGCUACCACUACAAUGGGACCUUUAAAGAUGGCAAAAAGUUUGACUCCAGCUAUGACAGAGGCGCCACUGUGGCCGGCGUGGUGGGUGUUGGGCGGCUGAUCACCGGCAUGGACCGAGGCCUCCAGGGGAUGUGUGUAAAUGAAAAACGGCGCCUGAUCGUCCCUCCUCAUCUGGGUUACGGCAGUUUAGGAGUCGCCGGGCUGAUUCCUCCUGACACCACCUUGUAUUUCGAUGUCAUCAUGCUCGACAUAUGGAAUAAAGAUGACAAGCUGCAGAUCGACACCUUGUACAAGCCAGACCAUUGUAAUCGCACCGUGGAGGACUCAGACUUUGUGCGGUACCACUACAAUGGCACUCUCCUGGAUGGCACCCCUUUUGACUCCAGCUAUGGCAAGGAAGGCACAUACGACACCUACGUGGGAACGGGCUGGCUGAUCAAAGGCAUGGACCAGGGCCUGCUGGGGAUGUGUGCUGGGGAAAAGAGGAGGAUCACCAUCCCCCCAUUCCUGGCCUAUGGGGAGAAGGGCUAUGGCACAGUGAUCCCACCCCAAGCCUCAUUGGUGUUUGACGUGCUGCUGGUGGACCUGCACAAUCCAAAGGAUGGUAUCGCCCUGGAACACCUGGAGGUGCCAGAGUCCUGCAAGCGCAAGACUGUGACUGGGGACUUCAUCCGCUAUCACUAUAAUGGCACUCUGAUGGAUGGGACCCUCUUUGACUCCAGUUACUCCCGUAACCACACCUAUGACACCUACAUCGGGAAGGGCUACAUCAUCCCUGGCAUGGACCAGGGCCUGCAGGGCGUCUGCGUCGGAGAGAAGAGGAGGAUCAUCAUCCCCCCACACCUGGCAUAUGGGGAGAAUGGAGCAGGUGACAAGAUCCCUGGCUCAGCUGUCCUUGUCUUUGACAUCCAUGUCAUUGACUUCCACAACCCCGAGGACCCAGUGGAGAUUGAGACCCUCUUCCGGCCUGAGGACUGCAAUGUCACAAGCCGGGACAGGGACUUCAUCCGCUACCACUACAACUGUUCCCUGAUGGAUGGCACCAAGCUCUUCUCUUCCCAUGACUAUGACAGCCCUCAGGAAGUGACCCUGGGAGCCAACAAAGUGAUUGAAGGGCUGAACAGAGGCCUCCUGAAUAUGUGUGUAGGGGAGAAGCGAGUGAUCAUCAUCCCCCCACACCUGGGGCACGGAGAAAACGGAGCCCGGGGGGUGCCAGGCAGUGCUGUACUCCGGUUUGAAGUGGAGCUGAUGUCCCGGGAGGACGGAGUCCCAGAAGGCUACCUAUUUAUCUGGCAUGAGGACCCACCUGAGAACCUGUAUGAGGAAAUGGACCUGAACAAGGAUGGCGAGAUCCCACCUGAGGAGUUCAUCACCUUCAUCAAAACCCAAAUAGCAGAGGGAAAGGGCCGUCUCAUGCCUAGCUCGGACCCGGAGAAAGUCAUCGCUGACAUGUUUCAGAACCAGGACCGGAAUCAGGAUGGGAAAAUUACUGCUGAGGAACUGAAGCUGAAGACAGAUGAGGAUCAGGAGAGAGUCCACGAGGAGCUCUGAGGGGCAGCUGGUGCUCCUGCUUCUGCCAACAGAGAC
Gavialis gangeticus (Gharial) is the source of this 1874-nucleotide messenger RNA. It is a transcript of the gene FKBP10, whose product is annotated as FK506 binding protein 10. Lineage: Eukaryota; Metazoa; Chordata; Crocodylia; Gavialidae. Gene Ontology annotation, molecular function: calcium ion binding; peptidyl-prolyl cis-trans isomerase activity. The transcript is spliced from 10 exons. The record is from RefSeq and is a predicted model, not a curated record. The coding region runs from base 144 to 1838 and encodes 564 amino acids.